AUGAAGGUGGCCAUGGAAAAAGACUUGGGCAAGCAAGUAUUUGCCUAUUUUCUCAAUGCCUUUCCCAACUCCGCCCAAUAUAUUCUUGGCCCAUUUUUCUCUGCUUAUCCGGAGGAGGUGGCCAAAGUGUGGGUGACGCAACCAAGAAGUGGCCCAACUUAUUUUUUAGACUUCACAUGGGCAUCCGUUUGGGAGAGCGCCAAGCCAUUUAAAGGUUGGCCAACGGGAACCCCCCUCAAAUCGGAUCCCACCGCAACAAAGGAGGCCCCAUCAAAGAAAGCAUCAUCCGCCGCCGGGAAGCCCGAUCACUCAAGCUCGGCGGAUGGCAAGUUUGAUCUAUGCUUUUGGUCUUCCUCCACCAAUUGCAUGAGGCUCCGUUUUGGGAUGAUGACGCCCAACUUGCUAGACUUGGCCGCUAUUGCCGGCCUCCGCCCUCAUGGAGAGGAUUUCUCGGCCGCCAACCUUUCGGAUGGCAAAGUGGGCUUAGAUUUUCACAAGUCAAAUAAGAACUCCGGGAGCUGGGUGAAGACAUAUCUUGGCCAUGGCGGAGAUCCCACCGACCCUCCUUCCAUCAAUGGCAUAUCCUACACUGAGCAUGUGGCUUUCCUUGUGAUGUGA
Prunus armeniaca (apricot) is the source of this 618-nucleotide messenger RNA. NCBI's taxonomy places the organism in Eukaryota, Viridiplantae, Streptophyta, Magnoliopsida, Rosales, Rosaceae. The record is from the annotation of a GenBank genome assembly.